AUGAGUCAACACAGCCCUCCGCAAAACCAGGCGCAAAGCGCCAACGUGGGCGACUCCAACACGAACGAAAAGGCGCCGUUGCCCAAGAAACCGACGAAUGCGGCCGUCACAGACUCCACUGCGAUGAACUCACGAGAAUUGCUCAACGCGUAUGUCUAUGAUUUUCUAAUAAAAUCGGGAUUGCCGAACACUGCAAAGGCCUUUUUCCAGGAGGCGGAUGUGCCUGUUGUCCAGAACCAGGAUGAUAAGGCCAACGGCAGUCGGUCGAAUUCACCCAAGGGCGGCAUCUCAGAGGUUCCUCCGCUGAUGAUGUCGAUGGAUGCACCACAAGGAUUUCUUUACGAAUGGUGGCAGAUAUUCUGGGACGUAUUCAACGCCCGAACCCACCGUGGGGGGUCUGCCAAUGCUCACCAGUACUUCCAGCUGAACUUGUUGAAGCAACGGCAAGAGCACCCACUGAACUCGCAGAUGCAAAUGGUGCAGAACGGUCAUAACCAGCAGCAAAUGGCCGGGUCUCCGAUUCCGAUGCAGCCAGGAAUGAUGCACACCGGGGUUCCUCCCCAGAUGAUGAACAAACGGGGCAACGUGAAUGGGAUGAACAUCCAGCAACAACAGCAGCAACAGGGGGCCAUGAAUGCCAGACUUCAGCAACAAGUUGCACAGCAGCAGAUGAACAAUCUUCGUCAACAACAGGACCAGCAGCAGGGCCAACAGGUUCAGGGCGGGUCUCCUGCCAAAAGAGCGCGACUCGGAGAUAACGAUUCUGGCGAUGGAUCGGCUGGCCACGGCUCACCUCUCGGGCCAAACUCCGUCCCUCCUCAGGCAGGAAUGGUGACGGGCCAGUUCAACUCCCAGUAUGCCCCGAUAUACCAGAAGCAGGCUGGUGCGCCAGUAGGUUCUAACCCUCAGCAGCCUCAGCAUAUGAUGCCAAACUUCCAGCCACCCCAAGGUAUCGUUAACAACUCUGUGCUGCAUGCUCAACAGAAAAUGAUGGGAGGGCCUGAGGAGUUUUACGCUGAGACCUUUAAUGGACUUGUAGGAAACGGAGGAGCCGGUGGCCCUACCGGAGUGCAACCGCCUUCGGGUCAGCCGAAGGCCGAUCCAGGGUCCCAGCCGCAACCUCAAAACUCUCAAUCCCCGGCUUCGAUGCCGCAACAGCCCAACUCUCAGCAUGGCCAACCCAAUGACCCUGCCGCGCAGGGAAUUGCUAUCCAACAGCAUAUUGGCGGAGCCAGGGGCAACGCCAGUGCCAUUCGCGAUUACGAGAAGCAGCUGCGUUUGAUGGAGAGCCAGAACAGGCGCAGACUCGAUGUUCACCGCAACACCGAGGCGAAGGGUGACAACCAAAGAGGUGCUACAGGCACUCAGUUUGCGGACUACUCGGCGAUGCUUGGCCAGUUAGGUCAACAGGGUGCUGUUCCCGGGGGAAAUUCACAGCCCAAUGCCCAAAGACCCAACGGCUCGCAGCCGAUGACUAACAUGCCGCCUCCACAGAACACUCUGAUUUCGCGUACUACGCCUGCUUCAUCUCCUGCGGUCUCGAGUAACCAGACGGGUACCACGACUGCAAAUGGAAGGAAGAAGAAGGAACCAGCUCAGGGCCGGAGGGGGCGCAAGGGCAGCGUAGCUCAGGCUAAUGCAGAGGUAAUGGAGAGUGUUCCUACACCAACGACUCCUCUGACGCCUGCAGCCUCCCAGACGACCCCACAGGGCACACAGAGCACUCCUCAACACAACAACGCUUCAACAGCACCGGCCAGAAGAAUCACCAAGCGCAAGUCCUCACAGAACACAAAAGCAGCUGCUAUCACGUUGGCUGCUCAACAGGCUGCAGCUCAGGCUCAAAAUCCCAACCACGAAAAUGGUCUGGCUUUGGCAGAUGCCUCUGGCGAAUCGACAGUAGUUGACCCGGCUUUGGCAAGCUACGAUGCCAACGGAAAAUCUGACGGAAAGGGUCCAUUGCUCGUUAAUGGAGGGCAAGGACCUUCCUCAGAUAUUCCGACUGACAACCAGUUCUUUCCAGAUUUCAGCGCUACAGGAGCAUCUGCUGAUCUGUUUGAUUUUGAUUCGUUCCUCACUGGCGAUGCCACCGACUCAAACUCGGGUGGUCUAGCCUUGAACGAAAUGUUCAACUGGGGAGAGAGCGUGGAGACUGCGGAUAUGUGA
Molecule: messenger RNA, 2166 nt
Organism: Kuraishia capsulata CBS 1993
Lineage: Eukaryota; Fungi; Ascomycota; Pichiomycetes; Pichiales; Pichiaceae
Exons: 1
Coding region: 1-2166 (721 amino acids)
Cellular component (GO): nucleus
Molecular function (GO): protein binding
Source: RefSeq, a predicted model, not a curated record